AUGACGGCGACGGCGGAGGCGAGAUGGUACACGGCGGCGGCGGCGGCGGUGAAGAGAUUUGAGUUGUGGGAGACGAAGUGGGGGAGACGAAAUGGAAGAUUGCCAACAAUUGUAAAUAUUUCUUCAAUGUCUUGUCAUUCAGGAGGAUUCCCUGUUAGUGUUUCCAACACAUGGAAUGGAAUGAAGUUGUUGAUUAAUGACAUUAGUAUUGAUGAAGUUAAGAAUCUAAAAGAAAGAAUUAUCGUGUCUACAUGUUUCAUACUCGGUGAUGAUUUGUCGUUGUUAUCUUCUUCAAGUGUGCAAGAAACAACCUAUGUGACUGCUGCUACUCUGGAUAAACUUGAAGCUAGGCAGAUGGGCUGGUAUUAUGAUGGCUGUGUGGAAUGCACAAGGAGUGUGACUGUGAAGGAUGGAAAUCUGAAGUGUUAUAAGGAACAUAUCAGCUCAAAACAUGUGCCACGAUAUAGUUUAUAUCCAUUUUCUAUUUCCAUUUGGUAUAAGCUUGAUGUAACAACUGUUGACGGUAAAUCCAAGGUGAAGUUCGUCUUUUGGGACACCGACUGCGUUAAGUUAAUUGGAAAGUCUGCUCUUCAAAUGAAAAUGGAUUUAAUACAGACCUCAAAACUUCAUGCCCCUAAUUCUUUGUCACAAGAUGAUAUGAUAAGCAUUUCUGAACCUAUAUUUGCAUCUGCAGAAAGUGACCCGUUGAAUGAAAAUUCUGGACUGACUCCGUCUAAGAGGUUUCUAAGUGAUGCAGUGGAAGAUGUUGAUAGUGUACAACAACCAUCAACCAAGUUGGCCAAAGAUAUUAAAAAGGAGUAA
Molecule: messenger RNA, 822 nt
Organism: Vicia villosa (hairy vetch)
Lineage: Eukaryota; Viridiplantae; Streptophyta; Magnoliopsida; Fabales; Fabaceae
Exons: 7
Coding region: 1-822 (273 amino acids)
Source: RefSeq, a predicted model, not a curated record